AUGGGCGCCCCCGACCUUCUCACGCGCUCGUUCGCGCCGCGGAUCACGUUCGUGGAUAUGGCUGAAAAGUGGCGCGAUAAUCAGCCCGCGGUUUCCGUCGCAUUCGCCGGCGUCAACAGGGCGCGAAGGGCGCGUGCCGCCGCCGCCGACGCGAGUGCUGAUGCAGCCGAAGCCAGCCUCGGAAGAGCCGACCUGAUGCCGCGGGAUGACACCGUCGAUGCGACCAGGAUCGCAUCGGGCGCGUCAUCAAGCCGCGGCGAUGACGGCGACAAAGGAUCAGAAAGCCGCGCGGCGUGGAGCGUCGCCCUCGGCACGGGACUCGAGCGAUGGAUCGCGGACCGAGGCAUCGUCGUGAGCGAGCCCAAGCACUUCGUCGAUGUGGAGGCCCUCUACGACCUCUACGUUCGCGACGUGCACCCGGAAGGCAAAGCCCCGAACCUCGUCACGUUCAGUAGCAUGGCCGGCAAGACCCUGCGUAGGGUCCUCGCGCCGGCGACGCUCGCGCGACGCGUCGGAAAGCUCAGCGUCACCUGCGAGGCUCUGCCGGCCACUCGAGAGAACUGGCCGCCGCGGAUGGCGAACAAGAAGGCUGAGAAGAUAAAGAAGCACGGCCCGAAGGACCCCGGGCGGUCUCGACCCCACGACCUCGUAAAGCAGGAUAAGGACUCCACCGGCGCGACGUGCGCGAGGUACGUGAGCGAGAUGCUGAAGCUCGCGUGCGGCCCCGAACUUGUUCGGCUCCGAGUCUUCCCGGACGCAAAGGAACUCACCGAGGCCUUCGCCGCAUCCAACGCCAUACGAACGCAUCUCUGGAGCCGUUACAAACCGAACGACGAGCGCGUGUGUUUGAUCGCGGUCGGGGACGGGAACACGCCGAGGAGCGCUGCGCUUUGCGCGUUCCUGACCAGGUGGCAGUGCGUGGCGGUGGACCCUGAGAUGGUGCCGUGGCGCGACUGGCGGAGACGGCACAAGAUUCAGGACGCGACAUGGAGCUCAUGCGAGGUCAAGGAGGGUGACGAAAUCGACGAGGAAGGGGAUACGCACGGGUGGGGUGGGGUCCGGCGGCUGCAGGUGCACAGGCGAAAGAUGCAGGAGAUGGUGGUUGAAUGCGAACUCGCGCUGAUCGUCAUGAUCCACGCGCACAUCUCGUUGAAGGAUGUUCUGGCGGCGGUGAAGACCAAGUCCGGGGAGUGCGCGGCCGUGAUCCUGCCGUGCUGCAACUGGUACUCGAGGCUGGCACACCCGGACGGUGCGACGGCGCCGUGUCACGAGUACGAGGACGACGCGGUCGUUUCGCCGCAGCGGACGGUGCGAGUGUUUUCUUCGCUCCCGUGCGGCGUGUCGGGCGCAGGCGACGGCGUGCCCUGUCCGGAGGUUGUCGCGUAG
This is a messenger RNA of Micromonas commoda, 1386 nucleotides long. RefSeq lists its product with no specific name. The record is from RefSeq and is a predicted model, not a curated record. The coding region runs from base 1 to 1386 and encodes 461 amino acids. The transcript has a single exon. Lineage: Eukaryota; Viridiplantae; Chlorophyta; Mamiellophyceae; Mamiellales; Mamiellaceae.